Striga asiatica is the source of this 501-nucleotide messenger RNA. Lineage: Eukaryota; Viridiplantae; Streptophyta; Magnoliopsida; Lamiales; Orobanchaceae. The record is from the annotation of a GenBank genome assembly.
AUGAACGGCGAUGGGUUUUGGGCCCACCUUCCGCUUUCUCUUCAGUCACCCACAUCUGCCGCAACGUGCUCCGGGCCGCGAUCACGAUCUGCGAGAAAAACGACGGGGCACGCCCGUCUCACAGACGUAGUCGAGGUCAAACGAGUCGAGCGUCUCCUCCCCGACGAUGCCCGCCACGGAGCCCACGACCAGCCCAACGAGCCCGACGUGCAAAAUGAAGCACGUUUUGAUGUGCGUGCAGCUCUCUUUGCACGCGUCUGUUGCCGCCGCGAAUGGGAGGCAGCAAUGGAGGCUGCCAGCGGCUCCGGUGGUGUAGCCGAGCACGUCCGACAAGUCGACGAUCAUGAAGAAGGCAAAGAGUCCACUCUUUUUGUACAGAGAUUUUUCCGUACAUGGAUGAAUGCAUUUUAUCGGACCUGUCCGAUGAAGGCAAAGUGGGUUGGAGUGGUGUUUGGUGGCGGCACACCAGUGGAUGAGGAGGAGAUGGGCGGCCCCAACUAG